AUGGUGUAUGGAGAGAAUAUCAAACUUCCUGGAGAAUUCUUUGAUGCAAAUAUACCGCAUAUGUCACCAGGGACAUUUAUAAAUGAUUUACAAAAUAUUAUGGAAUUGAUGAGACCAAAAGAAACUCAACGAAAAAGUCAUCCAAAAAUAUUUGUGCACAAAGAUUUAGAAUCAACUUCUCACGUUUUCCUUCGCAUUGAUAGAGUACGAAAGCCACUCGAACCCCCUUAUGAAGGUCCAUAUUUUGUUAUCAGCCGUACACCAAAAUAUUUUACUCUGAGGAUAAAGAAUAAAGAAGUGAAUGUAACUAUAGACAGAUUAAAGCCAGCGUAUCUACUACCACAAGAAAAUCCUGAAGAGCAGCUUAACACUCCAACUUGUGUGAAGAUUACGCCUGCGCCACAACCAGCUAAGAUUCAAACCAAGGAAACUGCGUCUCAAAGUGAUCUUAAACCAGCCUUAAGACAAUCUCGAACUGGUAGAAUCAUUAAGACGCCAUUGAGAUUUAAAUUUUGA
Molecule: messenger RNA, 516 nt
Organism: Argiope bruennichi
Lineage: Eukaryota; Metazoa; Arthropoda; Arachnida; Araneae; Araneidae
Exons: 1
Coding region: 1-516 (171 amino acids)
Source: RefSeq, a predicted model, not a curated record